ACCAGAUCUAACUGAAAGUAGAUGCGACAGUCCAAAUGAAUGACUGAAUUGUACAGAAGGAUGUUUGAGGGACCUAAGAAGGCUACAUUAGCCUACAUGUGCCUUAUAAAUAUAUAUAAACACAUAAAACCUAUAAAUACGAACCAAACUACAAAUUGGAUAAGGUUAGAGUAGCCUACUAGCUGUUUUCUUCUACGGGUGUUAACAAUUACAUCAUUAAAUUGGCAUUAAUGCUAUGACAUAUCUGAAUAUAGGCAAGUGACUGUUGCAUGUGUGUGCAAAACAGGCAGUUUCUUCCCUACUUUCUCAUGUUGCACUACAAUGCUCCAAACACUUUUGUAAUUGAGUUUUGGCCAUAGUGAAAGCCCAUACUGAAUCAUUACCUAGACCUAGGCCUAGCCAACCACGAGAAAGCAGAGGAGGCGACCACAUAUUUUCUACCAAACUGUGAGAAACUGCUGUGGUUAUAGGUGAAUGCACCAAUUUGUAAGUCGCUCUGGAUAAGAGCGUCUGCUAAAUGACUUAAAUGUGAAUGUAAAUGUAAUAGUGGCCACAAACAAAACAUCUAAUACAACCAACUCAACUCCAGGUAAUGUUAAUUCCAGUUCCACUCUGGGAAAACGUUUCAUUAUAUUGAUAUCGCUGGCAUCUAGGAAAAUUACACACAAUGACAUUGUUACCUGAUUUACUUUCAAUUUAUUUUUUCAAACAUUGUUAUUGUGGUAGGGAAUUCCCUGCUAGGGCAAGUAUAAAAACACUGAGAGAUGAAGCAAGACACACAAAAGAAUUAGGAUAAACCAAGGAUAAACAUUGUUAUUACCAUGAUGCCAAACGCCAAGCUUUGUGAGUAAUCUAUAGCCUAUAUCUCUUUCUCUUCUAACAAAAUGAUUGUUAUAAAGUAGGUAGCCUAUUUAUUAUUUGCUUAAAGUUAGAAUAGGUCAGGUUAUCUGAGAAUAUUUUUUUCCUGCAUGAGAAUAUUGCAAAAUCCUCUAAAAAUUAUUGGCAUAUUAUUGACAACUGUAUUUGUAUAGAAAGUUUCAGUUUUAAGUCUUUGUUCUACGUUGUUCUUGAACCUGUCAGAUUUUGUAACUUGGCUGCUCUUGGUCGCGCUCACUUGUUCUCUCUGGCACGUGAACAUGUCCAGCCCAUUGGUGUCGCGCAACCGCCCGAUAACUGACAACUGUCUUACUACUGCGCAAACACUACUUUGGAACAUCACAGAGGCGCUUGCACAGGAACACCUGUUCAAAGGAAUAAACUGCACGGACCAGGGUAUGGAGUUGAACACGAGAACACAGACGGUGCAAGUGUGUGCGCCAAAAACCAAAAGCACUCAACAGCACUCAACAUGUUCCAGAGUGACAAAUGUAAAGUUUGAUCAGGACAAGUGUCUGAGGAACAUUGAGGAGGAUCUGCGUUGUUAUAGUGACAUGCUACAAGCUAUUGACCCUAAACUGCUUGGACCCAAUGUGCUGCAGAACAUAGGAGAGAUUAAGGAGAACUGCUUCUCCUCGUCUUUGUUGGGAGUCUGGUCCUCUCAGCAGGAUACACAAGGUUGUAGGCCUACUCAAGGUACUGCUAACCAAAAUUCCUUUGAUGAAAGGGUACAUCUGUGUAAAGUGCUGAAGGGGCUCCAGGUUCGCACCGUAACCAUCAACAGAAUCAUUGGAUAUAUUCAUGCUGGGGAACACAAUAUGUAAUUUGGCAUGUCAUCAUGGACCUGGCAGGCGCCUAUGCGGUUUGAGACUAUUCCUCAUCACCAUCAUCGUCAUCAUCGCCAUUCUCUCAAGGGAAAAAUAAUCCAGUUUUCAUGACCAUAACAAAGUUGCCUUGUCCUGUGGACAAGUGUUCUUUAAUAUUAUCAUCAAAUAACAGUCUGAUAAAGCUAUUGAGGAUUUACAAUUUACAGGAGUCAAGUAUUUAUGACUUAAUAUAUAAGUAUUUAAUCUAAGUAUUUAUUUGUUGAUUUUUUUAACUUGAAAAGCUAAAUAAUAUUAAAUGUGAUAUUUAUUAUCAACCUAAUGGGUUGUAUUAUUUAUUUGCCUAAUUUAUGAUUUAAAAAUAUUUAUUUUAUACAUAUCAAUAUAACUUAUUUCAAUGUUUACACAGUUUUUGU
Molecule: messenger RNA, 2116 nt
Organism: Salvelinus fontinalis (brook trout)
Lineage: Eukaryota; Metazoa; Chordata; Actinopteri; Salmoniformes; Salmonidae
Product: interleukin-12 subunit alpha
Exons: 6
Coding region: 1137-1700 (187 amino acids)
Biological process (GO): immune response
Cellular component (GO): extracellular region
Molecular function (GO): growth factor activity; interleukin-12 receptor binding
Source: RefSeq, a predicted model, not a curated record